UCGGCAGCAGUUUGUACAGUUUGGGUUGAUUUCAUGGUUCUGAUUUGGUGUAGAUAAGUUAAGGUGUGCGGAUGGUUCCGAAGCGGAACCAAUGUUUAAUGUGUCGUUUCAUUCCGGGACUUUCUAUGGUGACACGCAGCACUCUGUGUAAGGCAGCAUGCUUCUUUUUGCUGUUAGUUGAUGGAGAGGUUUCGGUGAGGCAUUAAGGCUCGUGUAGCUGAUUGCAAGAAGACGUUACACGGAGUUUUUUUGUAUUAACCCUUCCAGGUUGAAGCGGCCAAUGAGUUCUCACGGCAUAGUUAUUAAACGCCAGUAACAAAGAAGAACGCCUUGUGUCCGUUUUCUGCUUGGAGGGAGUUACAGUGAGAACUCAGUCUGCUCGACAUGAGGUGGCGAGACGAGGAACUGUGCCUUUCAGUCGCUGAGCAGGGGAGGAUUCGUCGCACUCUAGCAUCACGCAGAUAAGAUUGUGCAACACCAGAAACUGAAGCAGCAAGCGCUUUCAAGUUUACAUUGAUGUUCCAACAAGUGAUACAUUUAAAAUAAGUUAAAUGUUAGUAAGUGGAUCAACUUUGUUUUAAGGAGACACUGCAAGUGUUAAAAUUAAGUAAUCUGGUGUUCUGCACAAUUCUGUUUAAGUUCAAGGUUUUAUCUAAGUUUUUGUAAACAACCAUUUUACAUAUUUCUGUCAUUUAGAUGCUAAAAGUGUUGGAUAAGUAAGUGCUCAGUUUUUGAGUUGGUUAUUGUUAAGUCAUUAGUUUUGUAAAGCUAUAGCUAUAAGUUACCAAGUAAUAAGUAAACAUUGCAUAAUGGAGCAAAUGACUGACAAUGAAACUAAUAAGGGCGACUUAUUUAAAGACAGUAAUGGCGCAACUCUACAGCAGUCAUCUGAACCGGAAGAGGAGCCAAGAAGAAGCCAAAGGACUAGAAAGCUUACUGAAAGGGCUCAAGAACUGCAUGAUACUAAAUCAAAAAAACUGCAAGAUCGUUUUACCAAUACUUACGAUAAAUGGAAAGUGAUGGCAAAGCAAGCUAAAAGGGUGAUAAAUGGAACUCCAUCUUCUGAUGUUGUGCAGGAAUUGAUGAGUAAGAUAAGUUGUGCAUCUGCAGAUGUGAAGCACAGUUAUGAAGAACUGCGCAAAUGUGUUCUUCCAGGUAAUGAGAUCCGUCGCAGAGUAGACACCUGUGAUGCUGUAUCUGAAAUAAUCUUGAAAAAUGCAUCCACUUAUCUUCACAACAAGGGAGACCAUGAUGAUCAGACAAAGGAUGUUGUCUGGCCUGAGUCUGGUUCUGUGUUUCUAUCUUCAGUCUCUAAUACUACAAGUAAAGGUUCUCGAAGUUUAAACUCUGCUAGCAGUUCAAGUAUGAAGUCCAAACAGUCGAGCCUUUCCUCUAUUAGAAGACAGGAGGCUGCUGCAGAGCUAGCUGCUACACAGGCUGCUUUAAAGGUUCUGCAAAAAAUAGAAAGUGAACAGCAGGAACUUGAAAAUCUUGAAGAAGAAGAUAGAAGGAAGAUGGCAUUACAAGAGGAAGAAAAUGUGGCAAGAAAGAAAGCACUGGAAGAAAAACGCAGACAAAUAGAACGUCUACAGACUGUUAAGAAGUUGAGUGCGGCAAAGGCACGGCUGCAAGUUUAUGAACAAGAAGCAAGUUCAGAUGAAGAAGUUGCAGAGUUACUUCAUAACCAGGCAGUUGAACGACGUCGAUCUUCUGGAGCUAAAAGAAGUUCUUAUGAACAUACACCCCAAGCAGCCAGUGCCACAGCUCUUGCUGAAGCAAUAGCAGAGUCUAUUAAUGUGAGCCGUCUCCCAGUACCUGAACCUUCUGUUUUUACUGGAGACCCACUAAGAUACAAGGACUGGAAGAUGUCAUUUCAAACACUAAUAGGUAGGAAAAACAUCCCUGUAAAUGAAAGAGUUUAUUACCUUCGUAAAUACGUUGGUGGAUCUGCAAGAAAAGCCAUUGAAAGUUAUUUCUUAUUAGGAACCGAUGCAGCUUAUGAUUCAGCAUGGGUUAUCCUGGAAGAAAGAUUUGGAAGCUCCUUUGUGAUAGCUAAAGCUUUCAAAGAUAAGCUUGCAUCGUGGCCUAAAAUAGGACCCAGAGACAGUGUUGAACUGAGGGAUUUUUCAGACUUUCUUAGGGGUUGCCAGGCUGCAAUGUCCCAAAUUAAAAGUCUAGAAGUACUGAACACCUGUGAUGAAAAUCAAAAACUUCUCACAAAGCUUCCUGAUUGGUUAGUUGCUAGUUGGAACAGAAAGGUGAUUGAGCUCGAAGAAAUUUGCAAUAAUUUUCCUACAUUCAGUCAGUUUGUGGAGUUCAUCACAAGGGAAGCAAAAAUAGCUUGCAGUCCAGACAAGUUGGCAUAA
This is a messenger RNA of Xiphophorus couchianus (Monterrey platyfish), 2366 nucleotides long. RefSeq lists its product as uncharacterized. The record is from RefSeq and is a predicted model, not a curated record. The transcript has 3 exons. Bases 810 to 2366 code for a protein of 518 amino acids. Lineage: Eukaryota; Metazoa; Chordata; Actinopteri; Cyprinodontiformes; Poeciliidae.